UGGUGUUACGUGUUCGAGGCGAGCCUGUUCCCGGAAAAUAUUACGAAAGUUGUAAACAUCGAAAUAGCUGAUACACUAUAAUCAUGCACGUCACAGCAGCAGUCCCUGAAACACGGGUGCAAAGAUAAGAAUGGGUUGAGAGUGUUUCUGGUGAAUUACGAGGAAAUGUUUAGAAUAGAUGGAUGCCACAGGGUCUACAGAGCAACAUCUCGAUGACUGGGAUGACAUUAGCGACUCAGAAUUCCUCAACAUCCCGUCUGAGGAAAUAAACUGUGAUUACCAGCAGGCUCUUAUUAGUGAAACUGAUGCUGUCUGUUCAGUGGCCUUUGAAAGCCCCAGUGUGUCCUCCCCAUCAGUGCACAACCACACUGAAGAAUCUACGGAGCAUGGAAAUGUACAAACGGAUGAGGUGAGGGGUUUAAAGAGAAAGAAUCUCCACGAAAACAGCUUCAGUCCGAUGCAGAGCUUUCUGAAGCGACAUCUAAGUGUGACCCUGCUGUGCGACCAGUCGUGGUGUGAGAUGAAGACUGUUUACAGUCUCUUGAAACCACAUGUCAAGAGAAAGGACAUGCGGCGGGCUGAGGUGCAGAUGGGAAGGCAAAUUCAUUUAUCAAGAGAACUGGAGAUACAGGACCAUGUCCCUGUAGAAAUCCAGACCAGAGAGGAUGCAGAAGCUGUCAAACUUCUCAACAUGUUGCACAUGAUUCCACUGUUAGAAGCAGGAGAAUGUGUGCGAGAGUUCACUGUGUUUGGUUUACAGGAAGGUGUUUUUAUCAUGGGGGUCAUUGAUGAGUUGAGGUAUAACCAGAAGGGGGAGCUGGUCCUAAAUGAGCUUAAGACUCGCAAACAGAACUCAAUGCCUAGUUAUGCCCAAGAUAAGGUCAACUGCUUGCAGGUGGGGCUAUAUAAAUUACUCUUUGAUGGACUGGUCAGAGGGGAAAUGAAGAAAGACCACAUUCUAAAUCACCUUAAACUGCGCUCAGGUCAAGCGCUUGGAGCCGGAGUGCAGGCCUAUGUGCAAAGUACUGGGGUUCAGAUUGCCACUUUUGGGGAGCUGGUGGAUGCCCUUCUAAUAGCUGUGUCUUGUUCUGAUCUCCCAUGCAUUGACCUGCUUCAGAUUGAAUACUAUCACCAAAGCUCUAGGGGACCUAUUGGGACCAGAGUCGCUCCGUUUGAUGAAGCCCAACUACGGGCAGAGCUUCAGGGUUAUCUGGCCUACUGGACAGGCCAGAGGGAGCCCAGAGGGGUGGACAUAGAGGAUGCCUGGAAAUGUAGGUCAUGCCUGUAUGAGCAGACCUGUGAUUGGACAAAGAACAGAACACAAGACUCUGACCAACAAGCAUCUCAUGUUAGCUGAUAUUCAACACUGAUCAUGUUAGAGAGGAUAAUUCAAACCUUUGCCUGUGACCACUUUUAAUGACCUUUAUUUUUAUUUUCAGCUUUGAUAUUUUAUAUUUGUAUCAUUCUCAUGUGAUCUAUCAGUUUUUGUCUUUCAGUUGAAGUGAUGUGAGCAUUUUUAUGCUACUCUGUAAUGACAGAGGUAGGCAGUAUGAAUUCUUAUUACACUGCUCUUUGGAAUACUCGAUUCUGAUUGGUCAAUUUUGCCAUCUAGCAGUCUGAUAUUUCUCAGUAACAAACGCACAGCCAUGUAUCAGAACGCUAAUCCGGGAAUUGCAAAUUUGCGAGUCGUCUCGGAUCAUUGUGCGAUCACUACGAGUAAGCUAAUAAAAUAAUUUCAACUCAAAUCAAUGUUUCAUGUGCAUCCAUUUGUUUAUUGGCAAGUAGUCUUGUAAUAAGCUGGAAAUGAGCAGUCAGCAAUCCUUAUUUACAAAAUAAACACCAACAGAACUCCGACGCAAACCAGAGGUGGAAUUUAGCUGUUCAGUGAUUUCUUUCUUCUCACAUAAUUAAUUAAUUUCAACGAAAACAAUGUUUCAUGUCCAUUUAUAUUAUAUUCAGGGUUCAAUACAAAUUAAACUUAAUCGACAGGAUUUGUGGCAUAAUGUUGAUUACCUCAAAAAUUAAGUUAAAGAGUUAAAGUGAUGCACGUAUAAUGGUAGUGAAUGGGUCCAAUCAGUAAACGUUUAAAUAUUCACUGUUUCAAAAGUAUAGCCACAAUACAUUAACAAUGUGUGUUAAUAUGAUUUUAGUGUGAUAAGAUCGCUUGCUAACCUUUCUGUGUAAAGUUAUCCAGUUUUACUAACUUUGAAUUGUUGCCAUGUAAAAAUGACGAUUUAAACAACUUUAUAGAUCAAAUAAUUCACUAGUUUAAACAGAACAGUUAAUGUAAGUGCUUAUGUAAGAAGCUUUACAUUUCUGCUUUUUAAACCCUCAAAAAUGUUCUCCAUUCUUUAAAGGAGGAAUAAGUUGAAAUUAAUUUUUGUGAUAAUUAACAUUGUCACAAAUGUUCUCGAUUUAAUUUGUAUUGAACAAGGAAUAUUACUUUAAUAUGAUAAAUGACAUGAUAAAUUUGACAUUAUCAGUUUUGCUCCUUUAUAGAAUUGCAAAGCUCAAUAUGACAGUUAUUACUAGUAUGAAAUCAAUGAACAAUGACAUGUGAAAAAGACUGGAAAUGCCAUAUUUUGUAUUGCUGAUUUUCCAAAGUGACAAGCUAGCGUUGAUACGGUAGGCAAAGCUAUUGCUUGUUUAUUUGGGCUUGAAAUUAAAUUAGGAGUCUGGGCUUCAUCACUGGCAUUCUCUAUGUCAUGUCACAGACCGCAGGCCUCUGGAGCAUGCCCUCGUUAUCAAUAUGAUACAGUGGGGCUAUACACAUCUGGCAUUUAAAAGAGGCCACACACUCCCUCAGGGUGCUCAUCAUCUGAACUUACAUCACACACCCACACACUGAAAAACAAUUUACCCGACUUUUAAACAAAAUGCACAAAUGUUUGAAUCCGUUCUUAGGCUGCUUGACAGGAUAGAGUAAUCACGAGUGAGUGUGUUAGGCUUAGUGUGUUUUAUAUCAAAUAAAAAGUAAAUGUAAACAUUUUUAUAAACUGAAAUAAAUAUGAAAAAGUAGCAUAACUGGAGAAACUGAAGCUAAAUUACAAUACAUUGUCAUGGCUCUAAACAUAUCUGCAUAUUUGUUAAAAUGUUAACUUUCGCAGCCCUUAAAAAUACUAAAACUAAACUAAACACAAAAUGUAGACUAAAACUAACAGUCAUAGUGACAACUAACAAAAACAGCAUUAAUGGAACUGAUAAACUGAAAUAAAAAACUGAAUUUAACAUUUAAACUAUAACCUAGGUGGCCAGAUACUAUCAAUGUUGUUUUAUUGCCUUUGGAGGCAUGUUUAUUUCAAUUAUGAAUUCACAUUAUGGGAAUUCUUUCUCAUUAAUUUCCUUAUUGCUUACCUCACAAUCAACAGACAACUGAGAUGGUAAAUCAUAAUAGAGAAGAUUCAGCCCUCUAAUUUGAUAGCCGUAAUGAUUUUGGCCUGCUUUGCCCAUGCUCAUGCAUCAUCCAGCGGUGAGGCUGAGAGCAGGGUGUUAUUAGAUUGUAAAGAUGGAGGUCUGCUCUAAUUUGUUGGUCGAUAAGCUGAGAGCCGUGCCCUGUGCUGUGUUCGCUCAUGUCUACAAUAAGCUACCACACCAUCUCCUUUAACGGCAUGACCAUAGGAAGCUGCAAUACAGACCGUCUGAUGAAGUUGCUUAGACGCUAACAACCUCUCAUUCAAGGCUUUUAAAAGCUCUCCCUCUCACUCUACUGCACUUCACUUCAGCCACUGCAAACUCUGUCACCUGGCAGAACCAGCAGCCAUGCAACACUAAUGUGCCACAUCGGUUCAUGCUCUGUUUGUCUUGCUCACUGAUUUCCACCAAAUGCAAUUCCUGCUUUCCCUGAUCAAAUAGAUUGCACAACAAAAGAGUCUCUGCAUUGUAAUUGCAUUAAGCAUGGACAAAAAGGAGUUAAAAAGGCCUGUUUUUCUUGGGAGGAAAAAGGUUAAAUGAUGUGUGAAACAAAGUGCAAUCAUGUCGGAUGAUUUAACUGAUGCUCAUGUGAGUGAAAAAUAUGUUAUAAAAUAUAUAUAUAUAUAUAUAUAUAUAUAUAUAUAUAUAUAUAUAUAUAUAUAUAUAUAUAUAUAUAUAUAUAUAUAUAUAUAAAUAUGUUGCUUCAUAUUUGUCAGGACUUUGCAUUGACGAAUAUCAUUACAUUUGAUUAAAUGAUCCCAAGUAAGCAAAUAAUUCUUCCGGCAUAUUACACAGAAUUUACAUCCUGUGUAAUAUGAUUUUAUAUGAUUUUGUUUAAUCAUGAUAUAUUUUCGGAGUCACGUGACACCAUGUGAGGAGCGGACGUGUAAAUGACGAGCUCUGCGCACUUUGAUAGUUUUUAAUUAUUUUUAUGUCAUAAACCAGUGAGAUUCGAUACACCCUGUUACAUAUCUGUUUUUUUAAGUCAACGGGGCAAAACAUUUAAAAUCUUCGGGCUCUGGAGAUAUUAAAAGACACUUACAUGCUCAAACUGAUACCUCAGGUAGGCCCGCAGGCCAGGGGCUCGGUUUGGACGGUAAGGUGGGAGAAAUUCAAUGCCAUCUGGCGAGCAUGUCUGUGAUGCUGACGAAAGUUGUUGCUGACUUAGAGGAUCUUGCUGUAAUACGUCGAUCGAUUACUUCGAUGGAAACAAAAUUCUCUGAGUUGGUUACAAGAAUCGGGGACGUCGAGAGACGGAUCGAUUAUCUGGAGUCUUUGGAGAGGGAAUUAGCUGCUAAUCCACUAGCCUCUAAAGCAGAUUUGGAAUGCGUUUGGGAAAAACUGGAGGAUUUGGAGAUCGUAAUCGGCGAAACAACAUCCGAAUUGUUGGAAUUCCUGAACAUGAAGAAGGCAGAGAUAUGGUGAAAUUCCUAGAUGAGCUCUUCCCGAGUCUGCUCGACAUAACAGGCUAUAAGCUGGAAAUCAAGUGAGCUCACAGUGUCCUUGCUUGCAGAUCUGCUGAGGGAGACAGGCCCCGAUCAAUUCUAGCCAAAUUUCUGAGAUCAUCCGAUAAAGUUCUUGUGUUGCAAUAGGCGAGGAGCAAAGGAAAGCUUUCUUGGAAGAAUCAGCAUUUUCUUGUUCCCAGACUUUGCGAAUUUGACGAGAGAAACGUGAUCGAUUCAAGGAAUGCAAGAAACUCUUACAUCAACGAAAGAUCGCUUUUGCUCUGAUGUUUUUGGCCAAACUGAGAACUGAUACUAAGGAUGGCCGCAAAAUAUUUACAUGCCCGCAGCAAGCAUUGUCUUUCAUAGAGACAAUGGGGUGAGUAAACCAUUUGAUGUUUCUCAUGUGGCCCCCGAGUGAGCUCGUCUCUCUGAGCAUACACUUGACUGUCUGAGGAAGCUGAGCGCCAUUUUGUUCCUUUUUGUGUUGGUUCCGCCUAGUGGCUGGAGUUUGUUUUGUGGAAUAACACUCCUUCGGGACAGUUGUGGAUGAGUCUGCCCGUUCUUUGUGCUUAUGCCUCCUGUUGGCUGGAGUUUGUUUUGUGGAGUAUUUUUUGCAGGACAUUGGAAGGAUUAGGUCAUCUGCUGCAUUCAUGAACAGCCAGCUCACUGAACAUUUGUUUGACUGCCCGAGGAAACUGAACGGAAUUGAUUUUUUAUUUUUUUGCGCUGGUUCCGCUAGUGGCUGGAGUUUGUGGAGGAACACACCUUCGAUACAGUUUUGUGAAUUAAUCUACAAGUUGUUUUUGUUUAUUCUGCCUAUUGGCUGGAGUUUGUUUUAUAGAUUAUUUUCUGUUAUGUAAUUCUAUCUCGCAGAAUUUGUAUAGAAACACCGGACUUGAACAAUCCGACGGCAAAGUUGUCGUGGGGGCUCUCGUAGGUGUACAUGGACUGUUUGAGUUUAGAGGGAUGGACCCUGGUUGGCGCUGUCGUGCGUGGGGUUAAUGCACAUGUUUUUCCUUUUUCUGUUUGUUUGGUUCUGGUGGAAGUUCGGGGUUUGACUGUUGAACUGCUGUUGGAAUGUGGUCUUUAUAAUUUUAUUUUUGACAUGCAAUCUAUUUUUUCUGAUAUGUCAAAAUGUCUAAUGUUAAUAUGAGUGGAUUGUCUCUCUCCACGUGGAAUGUGAAUGGGCUGGGGCACCCCAUAAAAAGAAGGAAGGUUAUUUCUUUUCUGAAACGUAAGAAAUUUGAUAUAGUGUUUCUUCAAGAAACACAUCUUCCCCCGCAGGAAGCUGAAAAAUUGGGGAGGAUAUGGGGUGGACAUGUUUUCUUUAGUGCUGGCUCAAGUAAGAGCAGAGGAGUCAUUACAUUGAUAAGUAAACAUCUACAAUUUAAAUGUCUCAAACAGAUUAAAGAUAAAUUAGGAAGAGUCAUUAUUGUUUUAGCAGAAAUUCAGGGGCAAAGGUGGAUUUUGGCUAAUAUUUACGCACCUAACGCUGAUGAUCAGGGCUUUUUUAUAGAUCUUGAAGGGAUGUUGCAAGCCGCUGGCACCCCUCAUGAUAUAAUAUUGGUAGGAGACCUUAAUCUUUUGAUGGACCUUGAUCAUAGUGAAGCAAAAGUGAGUAAGCCCCCUAGAGCAACAUUGACGCUUCACAGGAUUUGUAAAAAAUCUUGGUCUUACAGAUAUUUGGAGACUUUAAACCCAUCUGGGAGUGACUAUACAUUUUUUUCAUCAGUCCAUAAGAUUUAUUCUAGAGUAGAUUUUUUUUUUCUUGAUUUCUAAGUCCCUCAUUUUAUCUGUUGUUGAUUGCUCAAUUGGAAACAUCUUAAUCUCAGAUCACGCCCUGGUGAGUUUAGAGGUGUUGCCACAUACGGAGAAAAUGAAA
This is a messenger RNA of Myxocyprinus asiaticus (Chinese sucker), 6738 nucleotides long. RefSeq names its product exonuclease V-like. Gene Ontology annotation, molecular function: single-stranded DNA 5'-3' DNA exonuclease activity. Lineage: Eukaryota; Metazoa; Chordata; Actinopteri; Cypriniformes; Catostomidae. The transcript has 6 exons. The record is from RefSeq and is a predicted model, not a curated record. Gene Ontology annotation, biological process: interstrand cross-link repair. Bases 179 to 1357 code for a protein of 392 amino acids. Gene Ontology annotation, cellular component: nucleus.